Cyprinus carpio (common carp) is the source of this 2028-nucleotide messenger RNA. Its product is annotated as uronyl 2-sulfotransferase. The record is from RefSeq and is a predicted model, not a curated record. Lineage: Eukaryota; Metazoa; Chordata; Actinopteri; Cypriniformes; Cyprinidae. Gene Ontology annotation, molecular function: sulfotransferase activity. Gene Ontology annotation, cellular component: membrane.
UAUGUUAUUUUUAGCAAUAUCAUUUGACCCCUUUAAAUGUGAUGUCUAAUUUGUCAUUUUACGGUUUUGGCCACUGAAACGUUUUAACUGUUCAAACAUGUAUUUAAGUAUGCAAGAAACUGAGAGUCUCACGCCCCCAAACAUCGUGCACACCUGCAGGUUUAGCGCCGCUCGGUGAGUUUGGAGAGUCGGACCUGAACGCAUCCGCUCCUCCGAGAGCAGUGUGGGACUCCGGUGGUGUGUUAACAUAGAUCAGAUGGAUUAGUAUCAUCUCUCUGGAUUCCCGUGAUGAGAAUAUGAUGACUGUCAGAAACCCUCUCUCUCAUAAACACUUGAGCGGCUACAUGCGCGUCAGGAGCCGCAGGGGAAACUGGCUCGCGGUGGUGCUGCUCCGAGUCUCGCGCCGGGAUCUGUUCUUCUGUCUGACCGCUCUCCUCGUAUUCUGCCUGGGCUCUGUGUUCUAUCAGUUAAACGGAGGAGCACCAAAAGUCCUGCUGGAUGUGGGUUACUAUCUCGGAAGAUUUGCUGGUGGCCAUGGACCUUUAGCACCCAGAGCUCUACCGUUCCCGAGUCAGGUUGUGUAUAACAGGGUGGGGAAGUGUGGCAGUCGCACUCUAGUUCUGUUGCUGCGCAUGUUGGUGGACAGACAUGGGUUCACUCUCAUCUCCUCUGAUAUUCACAACAAGACCAGACUCACCAAACGUGAACAGGAAAAUCUGAUUAGAAACAUCAGCACAACUCCUCAGCCAUUUCUUUAUACCCGACAUGUGCAUUUUCUCAACUUUAGCAGGUUCAGAACGGAUGAGCCCGUGCACAUUAAUAUCAUCAGAGAUCCCAUCAACCGAUUCCUGUCCAAUUAUUUCUUCCGCCGCUUCGGCGACUGGAGGGGGGAAGAGAAUCACGUCGUCCGGACCCCUGGGAUGAAAGACGACGAGAGAUACUUAGACAUCAACACAUGCAUCUUGGAAAGCUACCCAGAAUGCUCCAACCCUCGGCUCUUCUACAUUAUCCCGUAUUUCUGUGGGCAGCAUCCUCAGUGCAGAGAGCCGGGUUUGUGGGCGCUGGAGACGGCCAAGCAGAACGUUCUGGAUCAUUACCUGCUGGUCGGAGUGUUGGAGGAACUUGAGGAUGUGCUGCUUCUGUUGGAGAGACUCCUUCCACACUUCUUCUCUGACGUCUUGAACAUCUACAAAAGUCCAGAAUACAGGAAGCUGGGGAACAUGACGGGCACCGUCCACAAACAGACUCCUAAUCUAGAGGCCCUGCAGGUGCUUUAUGAGCGCAUGGAGUACGAGUACAAAUUCUACAACUUUGUCAAAGCUCAGUUCCACCUCACCAAGAGGAAGAUCGGCCUGAGAUCUGGCCCAAAACCCUCCAGACCUUAUUCUAGUGUGCUUCAGAGGAAAGACCUACAGGAGGAGCUGGAGGAAGAGGAAACAGAAGACUCACUCGAGUGGACCGAACACACCUGAGAGAUGCUCUGAGACCAGAUCAGAUACAGAUGUCUGCUAGAGUCUAAAAUAAAUGAUCAUUCAGGUCCUACUGAACCAUAAAACUGGGCGAAGCUUGAAAAUCAUGAUUUAGUUUAUUUGUAAAAAGAAAAAGAUAAAAGAUUGCACUGAAUGUUACCGACAUUCUUCUACUGUAGAAUAUUUAACAUUUUAAUAACUUGACCUUUUAUAUAUAUAUAUAUAUAUAAAAAGCCCUGCAUCAUUUUUGUGAAAUUCAGUACAUGUUUCUUAGUAAAUUUGGAGUGCUGAUUCCAGUGCCUGUUUUGCUCUAGUAUGUCACACUUUCUCACAAAUUAUGAUGCGUGUUGUAGGGGGGGAAUCGGAGAGUAUUUGAAUGUUUUUUACAGUGCUGGGUAAUUCUUUGUAUCAUUUUUAGACAAUCAAUCACAUUGCAUUUGUAGUUAAUAAUAAAAUGAGAGAAUUUAGGGAUCAUUUCUGAACACCUGAUAUCCAUUAGCACUUAUGAAGAGUACUUUUGUUUUGUGGGAAAUAAGACACGACACCAGUAACGUUAUCA